AUGGCCUCACGCGCCGACUCCCGAUACUCAUCAGAGCUCGACUAUAAUUCAGGCUAUUCGAAGAACUAUCAGCAACCCACUGAUGGUUAUCAAUAUAACCCAUGGGAUUUCGAAAAUCCAUGGGCACAUGGACUUUGUAGUUGUACAGACAAUUGUGAUGAAUCGUGCUAUGGCAUAUGGUGUUUUCCUUGUUUUGUCUGUCAUCUGGCUUGGCGUAUGAAUGAAUCGUGUUGGAUAACAUUCUUCCUACCCGGACAUCUUGCUGUUCUACGAACAAAAAUGCGCACAGCGUUUCGAAUCCAUGGCACUUAUUUCUCUGACUUUCUUGCUUCACAAUGUUGUCCAUGUUGUACAGCAAUUCAAAUGGCUGGUGAACUACGUUUUCGACGAGUGAUCAGUUAA
Molecule: messenger RNA, 402 nt
Organism: Adineta ricciae
Lineage: Eukaryota; Metazoa; Rotifera; Eurotatoria; Adinetida; Adinetidae
Source: the annotation of a GenBank genome assembly